Plenodomus lingam JN3 is the source of this 216-nucleotide messenger RNA. The record is from RefSeq and is a predicted model, not a curated record. NCBI's taxonomy places the organism in Eukaryota, Fungi, Ascomycota, Dothideomycetes, Pleosporales, Leptosphaeriaceae.
AUGGUCCUCGCGAUUGAAGGCUGGCGAAGGCCUUGGGCGCGCCGGUUGUGUGGCUGUGGCUGCGGCGGCGGUACUCUGGGGCCUCUUUGCAUCUUCCUUGGGAACUUUGGCGGAGACGGCCUGCGCUGGCCGGCGGUAGGGCGACAGGGCGGGUCGUUGUACGGACGUGGAGAAGCUGCGGGCGCCUUUGAGGGCCUGAAUGGCGCGCGUGCGUGA